ACGCGCCGCUCUCUGCCUCUCUCCCGCCACCACUGGCUCUCAGUUGUCUGCUGGCUGGUGGCUGUGGUAAAGCAAAUUUUGUAGCGGACCCGUGAUUGCCCUGUUAAAAGUCACCUAGGCUCUAGCAGUGAAGCGUGAGGGAGGCGGGGAGAGUGACGGAGAGACAGAGAGUUUUCAAGGCCCGUUCGGAAGCCCUUCUCCCCGUACCUCCAUUUUUAAUAGGGUCUAGUUGAAGUGACUGGUGGUUCAGGGUGUUUUAUGCUUCAAGUGACAGAUUAGCAACAUUUCUACAUUGUGAACAGAAAAAAAUGACUGGAAAGCCGGGCUAAUUAUCUAUAGUGAGAGCAAAACAUCAGUCACUAAGAUUGUUCUCUACGGACUGUGCAUUGAAACAGCCUUGAUAAGAGAUACAUGCCUUGAAGAACUCCCAUAACCUUAACAAUGGAUAUCGCACUGGCUGUGGCUGAGGAGUCCAACUUAAAGGAGCUGCUGUGGGAGAGUGCACUCAUUAAAAAAGUGAAGGAGCAUCCACAGCUUUAUGACUUCAACCACAAGGACUAUAAAGAGGCUCUAAGGAGCAACCAUACGUGGAUCUCUGUCGCUGAGCAGCUGGGAAUGCCUGGCCGCUGGAAGAUCUGCAAGGAAAAGUGGCGCGCUCUCCGAGAUACGUAUGUGAGGAAAAGAAAGGGUUUCCUGAUGGGAAAGGACAGAGGCAAGUGGCCGCGGUGGAAGUUCUUCGAUCAAAUGAACUUCCUGCAUACAUAUAUCUGCCACAGACCCGAUAGAGAACAGGCACCACAUGGACUCAGCAUACACUGGGAGGACGGCAAAAGUGACUGUGACAGUAACGACGAGUCAUCACCGCCACACGAAACAGAAAAAGAAUCCGGGAUAAUCUUCGAGGAUGUCAAUAUUAAGAGAGAAGAGGAGGAGGAGGAGGAGGAAGAGGAUGAGAGUGUGAGGGUAACUAAAAGAGCUCGCCUCUCUAACAACCUCUCCACCAUGCAGGAAGAAAACAUGAGGAAUUCUGCAUUGGAAGACUUUGAUGCAGAAAUAUCGCGCGAGACAGACCCUCUUUCCUUCACUGAAGACGGGCAGACCAUAAAGGAAGAAUUGGAGUGGGGAGAUGAGGAAAUGGAUGAAGAGGACCAGAGUUUAAUAAAGGAAGAAGCAGCAGUGACAUCUCCAACAGAAUCUCCAACGCCACCACCAAAACCACUACCACCACCACCACCACCACUAGCACUGGCAGAUAAUAAGAGACCAAUGGUAGUACAAUUUAAACUACCUGGAGGUAAAUCCGUCCCUGCAACAUUCUUCUCUGAGGCAAACACGGAGUUGAUAAGUAGAAAAGUGGGAAUGAUCAUGCCCAAACCCAUGAGUGCUGUCCCCAUCAAGAUCAAGACAGUGUCAAGCAACCAGAUGAGAUCCUCUGGCUUCACACCUUUAGUGUCAUCCCCUUCCUUUGCAAACUCCCAGCAGACACCCAACAUACCCAUCCUGAAGGAAAACCUCAAGCAAACCAGCAGUCACAAACCCCUACAGUCUCCAGCCUGUGCCCUGACCCAGUUCCUGAAGCAGCAGAAGGAAGUGCAUCUGAAGAGGGUUUGCUGGAGGAUGAGGAGGAGCUGUUUGGCAGGUACAUAGCAGCUGCCAUUAGGAAACUUACCCGCAAAUCCCAAUCCCGUGCCAAGAUGCUGAUCCAACAAGUUCUCUAUAAGAUGGAGGAGUUCGACAGAGACAAUGAAGUGAAUGGCAAGGACCCUGGUGUGGCUGACAGUAGGGAGAAGUGAAAGUGCUAAGUUGUAGACUUGUGGCUGGCAGUGAGGAAAUGUGAAGAUGUUUGUGCCAGUUAACAAGGAUCUCUGAGGGUGCUGGCUGCUUCCUUAGGGGGGGUUCUGGCUGAAUGUUAAACACACAUGAACUAAAGGAAAAGGUGGGUAGUAAGAUUGCACUAAAGAAGGAACAUUCAGCAGUGCAUGACAAAAAUACUGUUAUAUUUGAAUUUACUGCUCAAAAUGUGUCUAUGUAUGCAAGCAAAACACAUAAAAAUAUUUUUCUUAA
Molecule: messenger RNA, 2064 nt
Organism: Portunus trituberculatus (swimming crab)
Lineage: Eukaryota; Metazoa; Arthropoda; Malacostraca; Decapoda; Portunidae
Exons: 5
Coding region: 442-1647 (401 amino acids)
Biological process (GO): regulation of transcription by RNA polymerase II
Cellular component (GO): transcription regulator complex; nucleus
Source: RefSeq, a predicted model, not a curated record